Molecule: messenger RNA, 1428 nt
Organism: Erythranthe guttata (spotted monkey flower)
Lineage: Eukaryota; Viridiplantae; Streptophyta; Magnoliopsida; Lamiales; Phrymaceae
Product: Tetratricopeptide repeat (TPR)-like superfamily protein
Biological process (GO): RNA modification
Molecular function (GO): RNA binding; protein binding
Source: RefSeq, a predicted model, not a curated record
AUGGACGAUGCUUUGUGCGUAUUCGAGGAAUUUAUCGAGCCAGAUGCUGUUUUAUGGACUACAAUGAUCACGGGGUACGAGCAAAACGGUGAGCCUAUACACGCGCUUAAGUUUUUCGCUCGAAUGGCGAUGAACAGAGGAGUCUUGAUUGACCCGAUUACUCUUGUAAGUGUUGUAUCUGCAUGUGCAAAAAUCUUCGAUUUAAAGUUGGGAAAGAGUGUUCAUGGUUAUAUAUUCAGAAUGGGAUACGAAAACGUAGUAUCUUUAUUGAAUGCUCUGUUAAAUUUGUACGGAAAAACGGGCUCAGUGAAUGCUGCUUCUAAAGUGUUCGAGAAAAUGGAAGAGAAAGAUGUAAUUUCGUGGGGUUCGAUUAUAUCGUGCUAUGCUCAUAAUUGCUUUCCUGAGGAAGCACUUGUUCUUUUCGAAGAUAUGUUAGCUAGAGGAAUCGAACCGAACGCCGUUGUGUUCAUUAGUGCUUUGCAAGCAUGUGAAGCUACUUGUAACGUAGAAACGGGCAAAAAAAUACACAAACUUGCUGUAAGAAAAGGAUUAGAUUUAGAUAUAUUGGUUUCGACAGCUCUGAUCGACAUGUACAUGAGCUGUUCUUGCCCCGAUGAAGCGAUUGAGGUGUUCGAUCAUAUGCCUAAGAAAGAUGUUGUUUGUUUUUCAGCCAUGUUGCAUGGUUGUGUUCAAAAUGGAAGAGAAAGCCAAUCCAUUGGAGUAUUUCGUGAUAUGUUGGCACGUAAUUUUAAUCCCGAUAAUUUUGAUUUGGUGAAAGUCUUGACUGCUUGUUCGGAAUUAGGCGUUCUUCUCCAAACUAGCUGCAUGCAUGGUUUUGCUAUCAAAUGUGGCGUAGUAAAUAAUUCUUUUAUCGGAGCUUCACUAAUAGAAUCCUACGCAAAAUGUGGUACCUUGGAUUCCGCUACUGCAAUUUUCAGACAGAUAAUCGAUAGAGACGUUGUUACUUGGAGCUCCAUGUUAGCAGCUUACGGGUUUCAUGGAAAAGGCAAAGAGGCCCUCGAUUUGUUCAAUGAAAUGAUUGAGAGUUCAUCGGUUAAACCAAAUGGAGUAUUGUUUCUCUCAGUUUUAUCUGCAUGCAGUCACGCAGGUUUACUUAAGGAAGGAAUCGAGAUAUUCAAUGUGAUGGUAAAGGACUAUGAUAUUUGUCCGAAUUCAAAACAUUAUGGGAUAGUAGUUGACCUUUUGGGCAGAAUCGGAGAGCUCGAAAAGGCUAUGGUAUUUAUCGGUCAAAUGCAAGAGCCCGUCGAGGCUAAUGUAUGGGGAGCUUUACUUGGCGCAUGCAAGAUUCAUCAGAAUGUGGGAAUUGGAGAAACUGCAGCGAAGGAACUGCAGCGGUUGGGUUACUGCCAAGCGGGUUAUUACAUUUUGUUGUCGAAUAUGUAUGCUGUCGAUGAAAAAGUGGGAUAA